This is a messenger RNA of Striga asiatica, 2901 nucleotides long. The record is from the annotation of a GenBank genome assembly. NCBI's taxonomy places the organism in Eukaryota, Viridiplantae, Streptophyta, Magnoliopsida, Lamiales, Orobanchaceae.
AUGGCUAACUACUACUCUCUUUUGAUAACUUGUUUGGCCUUCCUUUCCUCCUUAUUAUUCAACUCAUGCCACAGCUUCAAUCCCAAAUAUUCCAAGGAUUGGGGCUGGGAUUCCCCUAACUUGGGUACUCCCUCGAAUUAUGGUUCAGGGUCAGGUUCGCCCCUUGGCUCGGGUACUCCCCCGACUUAUGGCUCGCCUUCGAAUGAUGGUCCCGGAUCAGGUUCACCCUCAGACUCGGGUACUCCACCGACUUAUGGUCCACCCCCGAAUUAUGGUUCGGGAUCAGGUUUGCCACCACCUUCGAGUUACGGUUCUACCCCUGGGUAUGGUUCGGGCUCGCCACUACCUCCGAGUUCCGAUUCGAUCCCACCUCUAUCCCCGAGUUACGGUUCGACCCCACCUCCACCCCAGAGUUACGGUUUGACCCCACCUCCACCCCAGAGUUACGGUUCGACCGCACCUCCAACCCCAAGUUACGAUUCGACCCCACCUCCAUCCCCAAGGUCGGGGGGAUGGGCAACUACUCAAGCAACUUGGUAUGGAGAGAAGACCGGUGCUGGAAGCGACGGUGGUGCGUGCGGGUAUGAAACCGCCGUCGAGAAGGCUCCGUUUUCUUCUCUAAUAACUGCAGCUGCGAGUCCUCUCUACAAAAAUGGCGAUGGCUGCGGUUUAUGUUACCAGGUAAAAUGCACUUCGGAACAUUGUUCGGGUAAACCGGUGACUGUGGUAGUAACGGAUGAGUGCCCCGGCUGCGGUGGUAAUCACUUGUUCGAUUUAAGCGGCACUUCAUUUCGACAAAUGGCUAAUCCCGGACAAGAACAACCACUUCAAGACAGAGGAAUCAUCAAUGUUCAAUAUCAAUCGGUUCCGUGCAAUUUUCUGGGCACAAAUGUGGCGUUCCGAGUUGACCCGGGCUCCAACGAGAACUAUCUCGCGGUGGCCAUCGAAUACGAAGAUGGAGACGGGCUGACAGGUGUCGCCGUGAGGAAGUCCAACACGAAUGGUGAUUGGCUCCCGAUGACUUUGUCUUGGGGUGCCGUGUGGAAGGCUAACCUCAAUGGGAUUUCGCCACCGUUUUCCUUCAAGUUGACCGACUCCUCGAAAACUGUGGUGGCCGAAAACGUUAUUCCGGCCGAUUAUAGCUUCACGACCUACACAUCCAACUGUGAAACUGAUGAGUGGUGUAGCAAAAGAGCUAGAAUGGUUCCGUGCAAUUUUCCGGGCACAAAUGUGGCGUUCCGAGUUGACCCGGGCUCCAACUCGAACUAUCUCGCGGUGGCCAUCGAAUACGAAGAUGGCGAUGGGCUGACAGGUGUCGCCGUGAGGAAGUCCAACACGAAUGGUGAUUGGCUCCCGAUGACUUUGUCUUGGGGUGCCGUGUGGAAGGCUAACCUCAAUGGGAUUUCGCCGCCGUUUUCCUUCAAGUUGACCGACUCCUCGAAAACCGUGGUGGCCGAAAACGUUAUUCCGGCCGAUUAUAGCUUCACGACCUACACAUCCAACAAUCUCUGCUCGCCCGAACCGGUGACGGUGACGAUAACCGAUUCGAGCUUGGAUAUUGAUCACUUAUUUGAUUUAAGUGGCACUGCCUUUGGAAAAAUGGCCAUCCCUGGAAAAGAAGACCAACUUCGGAGCAAGGGAAUUGUGGAUAUUCAAUAUAAGAAGGUGGACUGCAAUUAUAAGGGGGCAAAUGUGGCAUUCCGAGUCGACAAAACCUCAAACCAGUACUAUUUCGCGAUGGCUGUACAAUACGUUAAUGGUGAUGGGCUCACGGGAGUCGAGCUCAGGCGGGCGAACACGAACGAUACUUGGCUCCCGAUGAAAAUAUCUUGGGGCGGUGUUUAUCGGGUUAACUUACCCGCUGGCUAUGGCCCGCCGUUUUCAGUCCGCCUGACCCAGUCCUCGAAAACCGUGGUGGCCAAAAACGUGAUUCCGGCCAAUUAUGAGAUCACAAUCUACAAAUCAAAUGUAAAAUGCACUUCGGAACAUUGUUCGGGUAAACCGGUGACUGUGGUAGUAACGGAGAGUGCCCCGGCUGCGGUGGUAAUCACUUGUUCGAUUUAAGCGGCACUUCAUUUCGACAAAUGGCUAAUCCCGGACAAGAACAACCACUUCAAGACAGAGGAAUCAUCAAUGUUCAAUAUCAAUCGGUUCCGUGCAAUUUUCUGGGCACAAAUGUGGCGUUCCGAGUUGACCCGGGCUCCAACGAGAACUAUCUCGCGGUGGCCAUCGAAUACGAAGAUGGAGACGGGCUGACAGGUGUCGCCGUGAGGAAGUCCAACACGAAUGGUGAUUGGCUCCCGAUGACUUUGUCUUGGGGUGCCGUGUGGAAGGCUAACCUCAAUGGGAUUUCGCCACCGUUUUCCUUCAAGUUGACCGACUCCUCGAAAACUGUGGUGGCCGAAAACGUUAUUCCGGCCGAUUAUAGCUUCACGACCUACACAUCCAACGUCAAUUUUUGACGGUUCAACUGUUGGCUCGUUUAGUAUAAAUAAAUUAAUUACUAUGUAUUGUGGUAACCGACCCUAGAGGUAUUUUGUUAUUUGGGGGACACACUUUUUUUGUAUCUCGAGUGUGAAACUGAUGAGUGGUGUAGCAAAAGAGCUAGAAUGUAUGUAGAGGAGACCUUUUAAUGGUCAAGCCUCUCGGCUUUCUUCACUAAUAAUAAAUAAAGUUGAUGUUUUUUGUUACGCUAUAUUUUGAAAAUUAUGAUUAUGGUUCUGUAUCCAUAUAAUCCCAUUGCAUAUUUGAAUUGGAUUUUUAAAUUAUCUAGAUGUCAACAACAGUAUUUGGAUUAGAAAAGACAGUCAAUUAGUACCAAAAAUUCAAUCUCUGGAACCGUGUAAAAAAUUGAGAUGGUUUGGUUCGAAAAUUAUUAUUUUGCAGUUCGGUUCGAUUCGG